AACGAUGUCGAGAGAAGGCAAAGAAAAGUUCGCACCCACAGAAUACCUUGCGAUUGUGGGUAGGGGCAUCAACUUUGCGAAUAAAAAUCUCUUUUUGGAUAUAAAGUCAGUCAAGGUAUUGAAUGGGCGAUGGAAAUAAAGAUGCAGAAGAAGCUAGAAUUGUUUUGUUUGUUCCACAUUAUGACACGCUUUCGAUAUAUAAAAAGUUUAAUUUCACAUAACUAGCACAUUAAACGCCCUCGCGUGGCUGUGUAUUGACAAACUUCUUUCCUCUGCAUUUCUCUCUUGACUUCCUGGUAAAAUGAAACGUAUCGCUGCCUAUUUAGAAUGACGCCACCCUGGGAAAAUAAACACACGUGAGAUCGACAUGUUUUAUGAAAUACAUAAAUAACCUCACAUUUCAAGAUUAAAUUUAUUGUUUAUUAUAACAAAGCGGUUGGUAUUCCUGAAUAUUUAUGUGCCUAUUUUAUGGUCACAGAUGAUGCAACAUAUAGGCUAGUAAACAUCAGCUUCUUAUUGUGGUACUGAGCUGCAAAAAUAGAGAACAGAAAACUGUGUUGUUGAAAACUUUCAGUCUUCAGUCAACUGUUAAAUUGACGUUAAAACAUGUAUGUCCCUCAAAUAUUUUCGAGUUGCUGUUAAUAUAAUCUAAUAACUAUUAGACUGCGAGCAGCUGUCCAUAAAAAUUGUACGUAAAUAUUUUAUAUUAUAUUUUGAAUAACAGUGUGCAUCACUUGGGGGGGCUUAGUUCGGGGCAUUUUUUAAAACGUGAGAACCCCACCCUCUAGUGUGGCAUUAACUACUUACUUCAGGGGUCGCCAAAGAGUAGAAUAGUUCAUUAAAAACCUGCCCAUUCAGAUUUGUUAAGUAUAAAAUAAUUUCUCUCUGAACCUCAAAAUACCUUUGCAUGGGAGGUUAUGUUACAUGUUGUGAUGUGAAGAUGUUAUAAAAUAAAUGUUAAGGGAAAGUAAGGGAUAUUGGUAUGCUUAUGUUUUGUUAAUCAAAUGCAACUAAUCUAAAAGGAAUUGUCUUUUGUUACGAGGUGGAAAUUAAUAUUUGGGUAUCUUGAGAGUUCUAUAAAAAUACAAAACUGUAAAUGACUCGUGCAAGUUAUUGUGAUUGCAAGUUAUUUCCUAAAAGUUAUGUUGUUCACAAAUUACUUUCACAAUUCACAAGUUAUUUUUUGAAUAUGGUAUUUACUGAUAUGGUGCUACUGUAUAUAAUGAGAAAAUGAAUGCUCUCAUAUAAAAACAAAUCCUUUCCAGAUGGCCACUUUACAGUAUGUUGACGUUCAUAAUACAACACCUCUGUUCCUAUAGAUAUUUUGGUAGAAGCGUUCAUUUUUUUUAAAGCAUUGACUUUUCUCUCAACCUGUUUACGUCAAACUCACUAUUACUAUUAUUGUGUAACUGUUAUAAAAGAGAGAAUUCAAUAAAGUGAAGUUCAAGGUCUGAAAAGUGUUUAUUUUGUUUUGUAAACACUUGACAGCGACGGAUGACGUCAUUGCACAUGUUCAACACUAGAUGGCAGCUCAAGCAUAUCCACUGGUUAUGAUUAUGCUCGUGGAUGAUUUUAGUUUACAAAUGAAUAAUCAAUGUCUGUGCUGCACAUGCUGUAUAAUAACAGAUACUUUUGAACCCAAUCACAAAAAGAUCAAAACUUAAUCUUGUUGCAUUAAGUGUAUAUUUUCAAUCAUCACUCUAUCCCAAAUGAGUUGAACAGGUAAUCACACAUUUACUGCAAUAUGCACAUUAACACAUUUACAGCUGUAUUUAUAGUCGUUCUUACCAUUUCCUGUAACAUGCACACAAAGAGCAAACAUCCCUCAAUAAAACAGGUCUAGCACCUUCCUCCUGGAGACAGAGAAAGGUUAGGGGUCAAAGUGUAGCAUGGGUCAACUUAUUCAAGAGUUUUGUCCUGCUCUGCCUAUGUAUGUAUAUGAAUUAGUGUGUGUGUCUGUCUGUCUCUUAAUAUGACUGUUAAAAGAGGAAUGCCUCUAGUUUUUACAACCCUUAACAAACUUGGUACAAAACUUUACACACAUUCAAAGCCACACAUAUGCUGAAGAGUUAAAGAGUUAAAACCUGAUAAACAAAGACCUUAUUUAACUUUGCAUUUUAUGUGAUAUAUAUAAGCAUAAUAUUUGAUAGAUUCUAGUGUAAUGUAAGUAAUUCAAUAUUUUUUUUAUGGUGAACUCACUACCAUCAGUUAGAAAGUGAGUGUGUAUAGGUCUGAGUAUGUGUGUCUAUUAGGGGGUGGGUGUACCGGUGCAUGUCAGACAGCAAAGAGCCACAGUUAUCUAGGAAUCUGAGCCAAAAGAGCCUUACAAACAAAAAAGGAGCACAGGAGAGCGAGAGGGAGGGAUAGACGAGAGAAGAUCAAAUAAAAGAGAAAAACAGGAGAAGAGACAACGAGGAGCACAUAGUGAGAUUACAAUGUGGAGGAUUGAGUGAGAAAUUGACUACAGAGGACACUACACAACUGUGUACAACUUCAGAUCCGAGAAGACGAAAAAAAAAACAGAGCAACAAGAGUGUGGCAAUAGAAAAAAAAAUGAAGGAUAGGUAUUAGGGGAGAAACUAGUAAACUAAAGAGAGGAAAAUCGAAGGAACAGGUGCAUACUAUCUCUUUGGACAGUUAUUUCCCACUGGUGGACCGAGCACCAUGCGUGCAUGUGUGUGCGUGCUGCCCUUGCUUUUGCUAGGAGCCGACAUGAUGCGCAUGUACGUGCUGGGACAGAGGGAUACCUUGGUGGCCGGACCCCCCAACAGCAUAUGUGAGGGUAGCUGCAGUGCAACAGCUUCACCCCCUAAAAUGCAUCACUCGCAGGACUCACGGCUCAGAAAAACUUCAGAGAAUCGCAGAAGCGCACAGGUGUCUGAUGCAUCUGAACGUCUCAUCCAGCUCCAGCGGUGUAUGCUGCAACACGAAUCGGUGGCUUUGAGUCGGACGGACGCGUCUGAUUCACUCGUAGCCUUUCUGGCUCUUAUGGCAGCAGUGCUGACAGAAUGUGACCUCCACUGCCAUAGUCAGAGACUCAGAGAGAUGUCCACCAGACUCGAAAACGUGGUGGGCAGAGGUGGAGAGAAAGACUUGCUGCUGUUGUUAAAGGGUAUCACACGUUCUACACCUAACAGCCCCAAACCAACAGUUCCUCCCACAGCAGGGCUUUACCCUCAAGAUUGUCAAGAGAUCUACCAAUUAGGAAUCAAAGAGAACGGAAUUUACACCAUACAACCAGAUCCAAAGCAGCCAGCGCUAGAGGCUGUGUGUGACAUGACUUCAGCCGGUGGUGGGUGGACAGUGUUCCAACGUCGGUUUGAUGGAAAAACGGACUUUAAUCGAACAUGGCAGGAGUACCGUGAUGGAUUCGGCUCCCCACAGACAGAGCACUGGUUAGGCAACGCCGUUCUCCAUGCCCUAACCUCCAGUGGCCAUCACAUCCUCCGCAUCACUCUCCAAGACUGGCACGAACAGAAGCGGCAUGCAAACUAUAACACCUUUAAAGUGGCAGGAGAAAACCAGAGGUUCCGCCUAACUGCUCGAGAUUUCCACGGCGAUGCUGGCAAUGCUCUCAGUUAUAGCAAACAGUAUAAUCACGAAGGCAGAUUUUUCAGUACGUAUGAUCGGGAUUACGACCGCUACGCCGCUGGAAACUGUGCCCGGUACUAUGGUGCAGGUUGGUGGUUUGACUCCUGUUUGGCAGCUAACCUUAAUGGACGCUACUACCACGGGCGUUAUAGUGGCAUCACAGAUGGAAUCUACUGGGGCACCUGGUAUAUCCUGACCGACUAUCGCUCAGGAGAAAGAUACUCAUUCAAAAGUGUCGAAAUGAAAACGAGACCAAGAAGGAGCUAGGAAAGACACAAAGAAACUGAUGUUUUUUUUUACAACAUUUGAUGAUGUAAUCUUUAUGAUUUUUACUGUAUGCAUUCACAUGCAUUCUUUUUUCAUCUUAAAUAUUUGACAAGGACUUUUAGUUUUACUGUAACCUGGACGAGACAUUUUAUUGAAUUUAAGAAUUUCAGUGGUAUGAUAUAUGAGAAUGUUUAUAAACAUUUUCUUAGACAAUAAAUUUUAAAUCUCACAGUUUUGGUGUAUAUCCCCAUUUCAAAGGAAUGCAUUUAUUUAAAUUCUAUUCAAUUGAAUUCUUAUUUAAAGGUCCAGUGUAUGAAAUUUAGUGGCAUCUAGCGGUGCAACAAAUGGCUCACUCCACCCCUCCCUUUCGAAACACUACAGUGCCUGACACAGAACUAAGAUGCCUUCUUUGCCGAAGGAGAUAAUGUAUUUACGAAACGCGAUCUGUAGAGCAGUUUGUCCUUUUAGGGCUACUGUAGAAACAACAUGCCGAAUUCCAUGUAAGGGGACCCGCGGUGUAUGUAGAUAGAAAUAGCUAAUUCUAAGGUAAUAAAAACAUAACGCUUCAUUGUGUAAGGUCUUUAUACACCUCUGAACACAUAGUAAUAUUAUAUUGCAUUUCUGUCGAUAGAUCCUCCAAAAAAUUACACAGCACCUUUAACCCUUUCACGCACUGGGGUUGUUAUAAAGUCAUACAUGAAAGGAUUAUUUUGCAUUAGCUUUAAAAUAGUUUUAAUUGGUCAAUAUACACAAAAACGGGUCGCUAAACUGGAUCAGAUAUAAAAAAAGAAUAAUGCUAACACCUUUCAACCCUGUCUGGGUGUGUUUUUCAAAAAUGAGUGGUAACUGUACUUUGUAAAGGAUGGCACGCAUCACAUUGAAGAGAGGUCAAAGUUCAGAAGCUGUGCAUCACUCACAAUUAAAUUCCAAUCAAAAUGAUAUUCCCAAAUCCUGUGCACAAAUGAUGUUACUACAAGCUGAACCACUUGGUAUCAAAUGGCCGAUCACGCACAUGGUCAUCCACCUUCUCUGUGCGCUCUCCAGGUGAGCGGCUGCCAUACCAAAGCCAACAUUCAAUUGUGCUGCCAAACAUUCAAUCUUUCCCACCGACACGUUCGAAGACAUAAAUCCUCGUUACAUCUUUCACUAAAGGGAGUAAACUGUGGAUGAUUUGGGUUUGGAAACAAAAAAAUCUAAAAGUUUGUUGUGAGCCACUGCGGUCGGGUGUUCGAAUUUUAGUGUGAUGGCAUCAUAGGUAUUUGAAAUGCACACAAACAAACUCACAGGAAUAUGACAUUAAUAAGGUGGGGUUCUGAUCUUGAUGCUUGAGAGUCAGAAAGUGUGUGUGAGACUCUGUCAAAUCUGCCUCUGUUUAGCUGUAUUCACGAAGAGAUGCCAGUAUCUAUUAAUACUCUCUGCCUAUGAUCUGCUGAGUAUCAACCAGAUAUGAAAUUUCACAUGCACAUAUUCAAACUCAUAGAUACAGAAAUACAGAAGUGUAUUCCUAUAUAAAGAUUAUUUUUAUCGAAAUCAUGUCUGGCCAGGGUCUAUAAAGGCAACAUAUUAUUUAUCCAGUGGUUUGGAGAUCAUUUUAUCUCUUCAAAAGAUUGAAACUUCAAACUUGGCCAUGUUCUAAUUUUAUGUAUGUGUUUAUAUAUAUAUAUAUUU
This is a messenger RNA of Triplophysa rosa, 5526 nucleotides long. Its product is annotated as fibroleukin. NCBI's taxonomy places the organism in Eukaryota, Metazoa, Chordata, Actinopteri, Cypriniformes, Nemacheilidae. The transcript is spliced from 6 exons. The record is from RefSeq and is a predicted model, not a curated record. The coding region runs from base 2665 to 3858 and encodes 397 amino acids.